GCUCUCAGGGCAGGUUUCAGCGCUGCUGGUUCAGACAGAGUCAAAUAUCAGCGGCGGAGACACAAUGGACGAGAGCACAGUGCAAACACGCUGCUGAGAGACACACACACACUUUAUCCCGGUGUCAUGGCGAGCAGCGGACGCCUCUGACGGAGUGGACAGCCCUCGUUUUCUUCGCUUUUUCAAAGUUAUUGCAGUCGGACAUUGAGUCGCAUCCCAUCAUCGGUCACCAUGCCUCCCACAACCCCGUACGCCGGAAAGUUCAGCCCCUGCGCCCCUUACGGCAACAACAACAACCACCACCCUGCGCCUCACAGCCCGUACCGCAACGGCACCGCCCCCGAGCCCGCCAAGGAGAACGUCUACAGCGGCGCCUACGCCUGCGCGGAGAACCCCUACGACGUGCCGCAGCCGCACGCCGCGUACCGCAGCUCCUCCGUGUCCUCCGUGACCGCCAGGGAGCACCAUUACAACGGCGGCCGCGCGGUUUCGGAGAACCCGUACUCCUCGCCGCAGCCUCACAGCCCGCGGCAGCACAGCACUUCCUGUCCUGGGCGGGCGUACCGCCACACCACCACCACCACCAGCAGCAGCGGCAGCGGCGGCAGCGAGCAGUCCUCUCGCAACAACUCCGUUGCGGCGAAAGGCCGGCGGUACGGACAUGGCGUCACCGCUAGCUACGGGGAGAUGUGUUACCAUGACAACAGUUUGGUUUCAGCAUCCCUCGAGGCCCUGAUCCAGCACCUGGUUCCCACGGUGGACUACUACCCAGACAGGUCGUACGUGUUCACCUUCCUGCUGAGCUCACGCCUCUUCCUGCACCCGUACGAGCUCAUGACGAGGGUUUGUCACCUGUGCGUGGAGCAGCAGCGGUCCGGAGACGCCCUGCUGGACAAGAUCCGCUUCCGCGAAGUGGCGCCCAAGCUGGUGCAGCUGCUGACCGAGUGGACGGAGACGUUUCCGUACGACUUCAGGGACGAGAGGAUGAUGCGCUGCCUCAACGACAUGACGCAGCACGUGGCCCGGGGAGACGAGUACUCGUGGCGGGCCAUGCAGCAGAUGACCCAGCGGCUGAUCAAGCGCCUGUCGGCCCUCGGCCAAUACGAGGAGGCCGUGUCGGCGCUCAGCGCCGUGGCGAUGGAGCGGCCCGCCUCCCUGAAAGGCAAACAGGCCGCCGGCCAGCGGAGCGACGUGAUGAGCGCGUGCGACGACCCCUUCGUGCUCGCGCAGCAGCUCACGCACAUCGAGCUGGACAGACUGAGUUUUAUCGGUCCUGAGGAGUUCAUCCAAACAUUCGCCAUGAAGGAUCCUUUGGAGAACCACAAGGGUUUCUUCCGAAAGCGUAAAACCAGUAACCUGGAGGCCUACAUCAACUGGUUCAACAGACUGAGCUACCUGGUUGCCACGGAGAUCUGUAUGCCAGUGAAGAAGAAACACCGAGCGCGUAUCAUUGAGUUCUUCAUUGACGUAGCUCAGGAGUGUUUCAACAUCGGCAAUUUCAACUCCCUCAUGGCCAUCAUCACCGGGAUGAACAUGAGUCCUGUUGCCAGGCUGAGGAAAACCUGGAGUAAGGUCAACACCGACAAGUUCGAAAUCCUGGAGCACCAGAUGGACCCGUCCAGCAACUUCACCAACUACCGCACGGCGCUCCGCGGCGCCACGCAGAGGUCUGAGACGGCCCACAGCAGCCAGGAGAAGAUUGUGAUCCCUUUCUUCAGCCUCCUCAUUAAAGACAUCUACUUCCUGAAUGAAGGCUGUGCCAGCAAGCUGACCAACGGGCACAUCAACUUUGAGAAACUUUGGGAGCUUGCCAAGCAGGUCAGUGAAUUCCUGGUGUGGCGUCAGGUCAUUUGUCCGUUCGACAGAGACCGCCGGAUCCUCCAGUAUCUUGUCACCAUGCCUGUCUUCACUGAAGAUGAGCUGCACCUGGCCUCGUAUGAGAGUGAAGGACCUGAGAACAACAUGGAGAAAGACAGCCGUAGGUCACUCAGAUCUUCCCUUCGGUCCUAGGCGAGCGACAUUCUCGCCUGCUCUGCAGACUGUAGAUGAACGAGGGGUUUUAAAGCUACAGGUUCCUUCAUAGAAUCUCUCAUGGACACAUUUUUACAUUCCUUUUGGUGAACAAAGCAGCCGGGCCCGUAUUCUCACAUAUAAACGGAAAGACUACACUGCAGCUCACAAGAUUCACCCUUUCACAAACCUUUGAUGAAAUGAAUCACGACUUCAGUGCUGCAGCUUUCAAUCUUGCGAUUCCCGAAAAGAGCUGGCAGUGCUGAUUUGGAUCAUUAUCCGAGCUUACUCUCAACAUCAGCUCUUUCCCAGGCACUUACAGGACUUACAGGCUGUGGAUUUAGUUUAUGUUUCCGGUGGACCCUUUGUCAUGGGGAAAACGUGUUGUUGAGGGACCCCCAAUGCGGAAGCGGAAACGGCCGGAGACGGAUGUACAUCGCAACAUCGGCACUGUCCCCCCCCCGCGGACAACCUGGCUGAGCGGAGUUGGGACCCACAGAGGAGAGGGGCACUCUGAAAGGAACAUCAUCGAUUUGUAUUAUAGGUGACAGGCUAAUUCCUGCUUUUCAGAAGUGGUGUUUUUCUGCGGUGUUGUCUUGUUAAGUGCUCGAUUGUGAUGGCAACACCGUGAGCAGCAAAGGCACCGCAUCCUUUCCAUUUCCUCUCCGUUUACAGACAGCAUUCAUUUCCGUCUCUUUGGAGGCUGUGAUCUGAUUUAAAAAGAAGCUAAUGCAAGUCAAUAUGUCAGCUGCACAGAGCCCGACCCGAUCCACAGACACUGCACUCAUGCUAUUGGGCUCUGCACGUUUUGUGAUGUGUGCACUUCGCCUGCGUACUGGUGCGGUGCAGAAUUGUGCGUAAGCAACGUCGCGCUAAUCAUGCAAGUUAAAUCAAAUGCACUUCAGUGGGUUGAUAUGUAUUGUAUUUAAGCUGUCUUUCAAUACAGUAUUAAUUUGUAUUUUGUAUCAGAACAUAAAGAAAUGUGUUUUUUCUUCAUGUACCUUUGUGUCUUUGCGAGCUUGUUGCUGGUUGGCUGGCUCUGUGUUGGUAAGCUAGCUUUAACACCAGUUCAUGUCACAAGGAAGUGUUUUUUGGAGUCUGAAUGAAACAGAAACUGAUGUGUGUGCGUGUGUGUGUGUGUGUGUACAGCCUGGAUACAGUCAUUUCUCCUCUUUAUCUGAUCUGUGAUGACUUGAGCUUGAUGUGUUUCUUACAAAUUUGCCUAUGAGUGAUGCUAUCGCUUUAUUUUUUGUUGUCUUUUUUCGAAAAAAGCUAAUUUGUUAAAAGUGUUUUCUCAUGUGUUUGUGUGUAUUAUUUUGUGCUACCAGUCAGGGUACUUGUACUGAAGGUCUUUGUGAAAAGAAUUAUAUU
Pungitius pungitius (ninespine stickleback) is the source of this 3381-nucleotide messenger RNA. Its product is annotated as ras-GEF domain-containing family member 1B-B-like. Gene Ontology annotation, cellular component: plasma membrane. Bases 232 to 2010 code for a protein of 592 amino acids. The transcript has 14 exons. NCBI's taxonomy places the organism in Eukaryota, Metazoa, Chordata, Actinopteri, Perciformes, Gasterosteidae. Gene Ontology annotation, molecular function: guanyl-nucleotide exchange factor activity. Gene Ontology annotation, biological process: positive regulation of GTPase activity; Ras protein signal transduction. The record is from RefSeq and is a predicted model, not a curated record.